Messenger RNA from Drosophila persimilis, 686 nucleotides. RefSeq names its product UPF0585 protein CG18661. The record is from RefSeq and is a predicted model, not a curated record. Bases 25 to 657 code for a protein of 210 amino acids. The transcript has 2 exons. Lineage: Eukaryota; Metazoa; Arthropoda; Insecta; Diptera; Drosophilidae.
UCACACUAAAUUUUCUUCCAAAAAAUGAGCAGUUCCCGGAAGAGCACGCAUCCAUCGGCGGACCGCAAUUCGCAGCCCAUUGCCGAUGCCCUGGUGGCGCAGGUGGACAAAAACACGCCGAAUUUACAGUUGCUUGAGAUUGCAUCAGGAUCGGGGCAGCACGCGGGAUUUUUGGCGCCUUUUCUGCCGAACAUCAGCAUUCAGCCCACGGAAAAUGCGCGCGAAAUGUUCUCUUCCAUUUCGGCGUACGCCGCAGAUUGUGUGACGGGCAAUAUACGGGCGCCUCUGCACGUGGACAUCACAGAGGAGCCCGGGCGCUGGGAGGCGCCGCCGCAGGCCGCAAGUUACGAUUAUAUGUUUAAUUCGAAUAUGAUGCACAUCAGCCCCUGGUCCUGCAGCGUGGGACUCUUCCGGGCCGCCGGGGUGCUCCUUAAGAAGGGGGGAAAAAUGUUCACCUACGGACCGUACGCCCAGGAUGGCGUCCUGCAGCCCCAGAGCAAUGUGGACUUUGACCGCAGCCUCAGGCAAAGGAACCCCUCGUGGGGCGUGAGGGACAUCAAGGAUCUCAAGGAUUUGGCCACGGAGAAUGGCCUGCGGCUGGAGAAACUAGUUGAGAUGCCCUCUAACAAUAAAUUUCUGACCUGGCUCAAGUUGUAGGCGAGUGCAGCGGUCGCUGGUCGCGCUUA